GCAUUUAUAAUGAGCAAUUUAUAAUGUGUAAUGUGGGUAGCGAUAGAUGUAAGUUUUUGGCAGAUAUCAUUAUUGCCAGUAAUAAAGAUUAAACAUAUCGAAGUCAGAGUACAAACCAACAAUUUAAUCAAAUUCAUGUAAUGUUUUAAGAUUGCAGUGUCAUUCAUUUCGCUCAUUCCGGAACAAUCCGGAUUGAUCUUAAAUUUAAUCAUUGAAAUUCAUCUCAGCAAUUUUCUACAUUUUAGUUCUUGUACGGGAAUACGUCACGCAUAAAAAUUAUAUUACCAUGUGUAGCGCUAUGGUUAGUAAUUCGUUCAAUCAUGUCUGAAGAAAGUAGCAACCGCAACUUCUUCAAUGAAAACAAUCAUAUCGGUCUCUUGGCGCCAGCCAGGAAGACAUGCGAAAUAUUGUAUAACGUUUAUCUCGUUCUUAUUCCACGUUAUCGUAUUGCAUUCAUUUGUACUCAUCUAAAUGGAGAUCGUAUCGUUUCUAAUUCCGACUGACGUAACAUAACGCAUGACUUCCAUCCAUUUUAAGUAUAGAUAUCGUUUGACAUCGUCUUAUUUCCUCUUUUCCACGAUUUGUAUCCGCGUUUGUUUAUCUAUCGCAUUGGUUCAUCUAUCUGGGCUAUCGAAUUGGUUCAUCUUCGGUGGCGCAUAAUUAACAGCGUUCACUGAAGUGUAUCGUAUCUGUUUAUCAAAAUGAUGAGGGCAAGCAGAACCUUCGAUUGAAUAGAGUAGAAUAUCAAUCGUAAUUAAUAAUAAUUGUAAAUGUUGUUUAGGAUAUCCAAUAUCAAUUUAUACCUUGUCGCGGGUGUAUUAUAUUUCUGCCUCGAGAUAUAUUAGAAACGGCUGUCGAAGGACGACGAUCAGUGCGUAAUCGGUACCGCAAGAUCGGUGUAACUCGAGUUUACAGCGAAAGAAUACCGGUGACAAAACCGCGGGCGUAUUCCAAACUAGUUUCUAGUUCGAUGUAAACAGGUUCAACCACGUUUGCACAUUGUUAUUCUCGUCGUACGAUCGUUUUGAUCCCGCCUAGCGCGUUUCCCUUCCACUUCAGAACAAGAAGUUACAACGAAAACACUCUUAUUGACGCAAUUUUGACGUUCUUGAUGAAGAAUGGCGAAACUCGGUAUUUUCUGUGAUAAAGUAACCGGUGAUAGCUGGUGAUGAUUAUUUUUAACUUGCGCAGUAAACCAUUCAGGCUGACAAAUUUUCUCGUCUUAGCGGCUGAUACAGAUACAGCUUGCUUGACUGAUGCAAUGAUCUUUCACUGUGACAGCGGUGACAAAUUACACAAAUUCUGUAUAUUUUAUAACAAUCAAUAACGUUGAAUAAAUUAAUUAAAUGCAUAAAAGGUAUUAAACUAAUUAAAAGAAUGAAGUUAAACAAACAAAGUUAUGAAUGACAAUCAAUAACGCUCAAUAUAAAUUAAUUAAAUACAUAAACAUUAUUAAACUAAUUAAAAGAAUGAAAUUAAACAAACAAAUGAACGCGGUUCUAAAGUUCUAUAUAAUAAUUAUAAUAAGUAUAAUGACGCAAUAUAAUAAUGAUGCAAAUCUGCAUCUGACAUCAAUUAAUAUCGGUUUCGAAAGGAGUAUUUCUGUUCGAACGAAUAAAAUCACGAUUAGCGCGCUAUUUCUAGACGCGCGUGUCUAGAGUAAUAGGAAAUUCGCAUUGGCUAAAAUUUUUUAAAGUUGUUGACUUCGUGAACCAUGGUCCAGCCGCGUGCGCAGCUUCCGCACGUUCCCCCUUUGUCACCCCUUUUUCUUCUUCGUCUUCCUCGUAUUCCACUUUGUUGUUCGCAUGUCUAAAAACGAUCGUGCCUUCGAGGCGCCUAACAUUUUUUGUAUUCGUUCGCUCCGAUAACAUGGUAGACGAUAACGUCCGGGCUAAUCCGAACCAAUAAAUGCUGAGACUUUGCACUCACCCGGCGCACACUGUCUGUUACUAUCGUUCCUUUACGGCCGGUUCACGAAUUUCACGAUCGUCGCAUAAAUCGGGAAAUUUCGAAAAAGUUUCGAUAUCCGUUGAGGCGAAAACAAACGGACGCAGAAAUAGAGUCCGCAUAGUGUUGUCUCCGAGAAGGAUUGCGAUUACAAAUUAGAACACGACAAUGUCGAUAUGUAUCGCGAUAGCGUAGAUCGAAGGACGUUUUUUCCAAGCUAAUACUUUAUGUUUCUGCCGUUCGUAAAAUUUUGAUGUUUUGUUGUCUUGCGACGGCAAGUACGUCACGUUAAAGCUCGUUAGUAAUUAGACACUUGAUUUAUCACGAAAGGUCACACAGAGAAAAAGAAAUAAAAAAAUCGAGUCGCGUCUCUGGUCGAUUGAGUCGGAUAUGUUGGACCGAAAUGUGGUGCUAGUGCUGCGCACGAGGCAGGAGAGAACCGAGAGACGCUUGAGGCACAAAAAGGAGGCCAAUCCACCGCCGAUGGAGCCGCCCGCAUUACUGUUAAACAACAAUCACCUGUACCUCGACCUUAAUAUGAAUUUUAGUGAAAAUUGCAAGCAGGAGGCAGCCAGGGCGGCUAGAAAGGUGGGUGGUUCCGCAUGCACGCAAGCCGCGAAUUCUCGUCGCGCUUUGCGCAAGCCGCGUUUGAUGAAACACUUUUACUGCCGAUUGCGAAUGGUGUCGCACACGCGACGGACGCAUCAUAAUGCGUUUUCUCACGAAAACGUUGCCCCCGCGAAUUCAUUUCUCCGGAGUGCAAGUAGACGUAAUUAUCGAGAGAUACUUUCUCCAACUUGCUUAGCUGGAACACCGUACUAUCGCAACGAGAAAAUCUGCCCUGGCGAUGGGACGUUACAAUUAGAUUAGAUGUGCAAUUCGCCACUAACUACCGGAACGUCGAUUUUACUCGUGAUGUAAUACGUUACGUCAUAUGGGAAGUAAGAAAAAGUCUCUUCCUAUUAACAUCCUGUAUGUCACGUAUAUUGUGCACGUUACAAGACGAACUUUACUGCUUCAGAAAUGACACUGUUUGAAACUUUAUUUAUGUUUUUGCAGUUGUAGCUUUUAUUUUUCUAUGUCUGUUCCUGUUUUUUGUGAUAUUUAUGAAAGAGUCACAAGGUAUUACAAAGGAAAGCUUCUCUAUUUGUCUUCGCUACCAGACAUUACUGUCGCGAAUACAAGAACGCCAUGAAUACUUGAGAUUGUUGACCAACAACACGUUCUACAACUUAUCUUCCUUAUAGGACAUUCUAUACCGUUAGUCUGUGUUCUAUAGACUUGCUGUACAACAGCCACGUGCACUUCUUUGUACGCGUUUUGUAGCAGGAAAAGGUCUAGUAAAUAUAUAAUAAUAUAUGUCCGUACAGUACAACAAGACAUAAUAAUUCUAAUAUAACUAUAGUUGUCGAUGAUCAUCGAUUUAGGAAUCACGCUUGAUGAUCUUGGCCCUGAUUGUCCAUCGUUAUUAUACUACGAAGACACGUUCGCUCAUUUCACGCACAUUAACCACGAACGAUAUUCUUAACAUUUAAUUACGGAUGCGAAGAUAUGAAUCAAUAAUUGCAGGCAGAUAAUAUAGCAAAGAAAAUGUAUCUUGUAUCUCUCAUCAUAUUCAAAUGAUUUGUUAUUAAAAUUUACAUAAAUAUUUAUUAGAAUCAAACGAAUUCGUUCUGUCAAAAAAGCUGCAUAUUCGUGCUUCUGAUGUUUCUCGCAAAGCCGUUUAAAUCUAAAAAUGAUAAUUACAAGGAAAAUGUAAUAUGCGCAGAUACGUUGCGUUUGACGCAAAAGCAGACGAAAUACAAUACAGACGACAUGCGUAAUCGCACACGGCCAAUUAAGAUUACGAGUUGAAAAGUUCAUCCUAAUCUUCGCGAAGCAUAUUACCGCAUUAUUUCUUUAUCCGCUUCUUGCGUAUCAAUGGCUGAUCCAUUAUACUCGGCUAAUUAAUUGUUAGACUGACGACACAAGGACGCGACUUAACUAGAGCAUCAAGUGCGUUCGCGAGGCGUGCAAAUUCUAUCAAACGCUUCAUAAUCACCCAAGAUUUUUGACAAGAUUUGUCUCUUUGUACUAAAAAUCGAGAUCAAAAGAGAUUAUUCUCUAUCUUUCAUCUUUUUGAUCGAAUGGAAUAAUCAAAGAACAAAAUGGUUUUUAUGAUUUCGUUCACUAGUCUUGUAUUACAAUGAAUAAUAUCUGUUGUUUCAACAAAUGUAAUAAUUAUAUUUUACGAAGGCUUUUGCAUCGUAAUUCGCUCCUGUUCGUGACUUUGCGACUUGAUGAUAAAACUCGCAAGCACAAUUUCGUUACGUAACACGCACUGCACUCUGUCGUGCGUAAGUAUUCCAAAUAGUUUGCUUAUCAUUGCGCUAUCAUGGAGUAGUGAAAUUUACGUAAUAUGCCUACUGCGCGCGAUGGUGUAGUCUGACAUCUAAAGCAACUUGAAGAGAGCAAGUUACACUUUUAUACAUCACCAGGAUCCACAUAAAUGUGCAGCGACGAUAUUAUGCAUAUACAUGUAGGUGUAUGUAUAUUCGUACAACAGACAAACGUGUGCAAGCAAGAAGAUACAUACACUUGGUUUACGUAUGUACACGUAUAUAUGUCAUGCGUACCAGACACAUACAUGCAUGCAUAUAUUCUGCAUACAUCGAGUAGAAUAUCAGACCAACACACGUAGUUAUACGUACACUGCUCAUGUAGUGGGGGAUACUUGCAUGCCCCACCCCCUCAGAUUUUUAUAUCAACAUUUAGUAUGGCUCAGGACAUCGUUGGGCUUGCCAGCUCCUUGAAUCCUCCAUAGUUCCAGCUUUCUAUUGAUAUAAAUAUAAGUUUCCUUCAUUUCUUAUCAUUAAUUAUUAACAUCAAUCAACAUCGGUUAUUACAUUUUUACAUUUACAUUUUUUCUUUGUUUUUUGAAAAACAAUAUUUUCGCGCUUCGCGAAGUGAGACUUUGAAGCGCGCGUGCUGAUUUAAUGCCCAACGCAGUGGUAUCAUCAAGAGGAGUACGAGUGCUUGUUCCAGUGAUGCUUAGUCAAAGGAUCUUACAUACAAUACAAGAAGCAUAAGAAGUAUAAGAAGAGCAAAAUACAAGAAGACAUUAUUUGAACGCCGUGUCUUUGGAAGCUACUACAUAUUCAGUCGACAUUCUAAUAAUUGGAUGAUAUUGUGUCCUCAGACAGAUAUCCUAAACUGUAGGACCAAAAAGCGAAUCCUGAUUGUAAUCUAAAUAUUCGGAUAAUUUAUAACAUUUCAAACCGUCAGUCAUCGCUGUCCAGUCACUCUUCGGCUCUCAGGUUUCUCCGUUACGUGAGAGCGUCAUUCGCGAAGAAAAAGUCAGUGUCUAAAGAGACGAGAGGAGGAAGGAAACCGAGCCAGAUUAUCCGUUCGCGGCCGAUCGAACCCGAUGCGAGCUCUUCUAAGGUUUCCACCAGUGGCUGGGAAGCCAAGCAGUGAUGCGAGAACAAAGUGAGACAGAGAAGUAGCGGGAAACGGUGGCGCGAUAAAGUGUACGAACCAAGUGUGCAGAUUGUUAUUCCUUUCUUUCUAUCCUUCUACUUUGUCCAUCUGUCGUCACUUUCCAUUAUCAUUAUUCGUUUUAUAUCCUCUCCGACUCCUCUUCAUCUUCUUCUUCUUCUUCUUCUUCGACGAAGCGAUCAUGAAUCGCAACGAGAGCACAAACGAACGCGGCAGCUCGCCCGACACAGUGAUCGCGCGUUCCUCGUCGGAGGAAGAGAAACGGAAGCCUGCUGCAGCCGAUACUUCCGGUGACUACUUCACCGGAAACUACGUUACUGUGGGCGACAGCAGCUCCAGUCUCGACACCUUGACCAGCGGCAGCGGUGGCGUUGGGAUCCUCUCUUCCAGUAUCAGCACAGACGACAGAAAAAGAGGCAAAUUCGGCGCGUUCAAGAGCAGUUUUCGCGAGGGUGGUAUAUUCAAGAUCAAGAAGAAAGCACGUGAGACCGACACAUACGUCGAGGCGGAUGCGGAACAAGAUGACAAAGAGGUAUCUCGGCAGCAAUCACAGCAGCUCGAGAACGAAAAGGAGCUGAAAUCGGCAACUGACGUGCCCUCGGACACGACCUUAAAGAAGAAGAAAAAGAAGUCGCACUCGCUCGUGCGCAAAUUGAGCUUAAACAAAUUUCGCCUGUCCUCGGAACAGCAAGAGGCGCGACGUGCCCCAGAGGGUGGCGACAGCAGUCGAUCACAGAGCCAGUCCUCGCAAGAAUCGUCUGGUCACUCGUACAGUCCGACCAGAGCUGCCGUGAAGAAGGGGCUGGGGAAUGAGGACAUCCUGGAGAGGGAAAAGGAAGCGAAGGGAGAACUUAACAAACCAGAAAUAUUAGAGCUCGAGAAACUGUCGAAGACCGUAACCGUAGUGCAACGUAAAUCACAACCGUCUUUGACCAUCAAAAGCUUCACGAAAACCGAUCAGCAGAAUAAGCCCGACACCGAACAACUUCCGCAACAAGAUAAUGCCUCGCGUUCCGAGGCGCAAUGCAGCUCGACGCUUCCGUACGCGUUGUCGAAGUGGCCGGAAAUUAGCGAAACGAAAUUUGUCCACGAUGCCGAGGUCAGAAGAAGCAAAUUGAAGACAAGAUCCGAGUCGGAUUCCUCGGCAUCGAGAUCAUCGCCCGUCGAGGUGCGCCGCAAGCUGUCAUUGUUGGAAGAAAAACGAGCGAUAUUUCAGCGUCGCUUUUUCGAUUCUUCAUCGAAAGAUACGCAAUCGGACGACACGGUGAUCGCAGUUACCGUCGCCGACGAUAAUCCAUGCACCACCGACAACAACUUUCUGGACCAGCGUGAUGAGGAGAGAAAGAGAAAAGCGCGGCAGAUCAGCGUGAGGACUUUCGACACGUUCUCCAGUUUGGAAGGAACCCUCCUCGAGGAAGCGCCAUCGGAUUACUUGGACGGUGUUGAAGAGGAUUACACGGAGAGCUACAACAGAACGGACAACAAUUACUCCCGAUUUCACGCCGCCAUGGCAGCUAUGUCGUCGUCGAAUAACACACCGAAUCUCGGAGUAGGCGAGAAACGGGAGCACUUGUACAAGAUAUUAGUAAUUGGCGAGCUCGGAGCGGGGAAAACAUCUAUCAUCAAGCGAUACGUUCAUCAAUUCUUCUCCCAGCAUUAUCGCGCAACGAUUGGCGUCGAUUUUGCGCUCAAAGUAUUGAAUUGGGAUCCUCACACUAUCAUCAGACUGCAGCUAUGGGAUAUCGCAGGUCAAGAAAGAUUUGGGAACAUGACCAGAGUGUACUACAAAGAAGCCGUAGGUGCCUUCAUCGUUUUCGACGUGACAAGAAGCGCGACAUUGGACGCGGUAGUAAAAUGGAAACAGGACCUCGAUUCCAAGGUACAGCUUCCUGACGGAUCGUCGAUUCCGUGCGUGUUAUUGGCGAACAAAUGCGAUCAGCAGAAGGAAGGUCUGGUCAAUUCAUCCACCAAGAUGGAUGAAUACUGCAAAGAGAAAAAUUUUGCUGGCUGGUUCGAGACGUCGGCAAAGGAGAAUAUUAACAUCGAGGAGGCAGCCAGAUUCCUCGUGAACAAAAUAUUACAGAACGAUCAGAUGAUGAAAGGUAAUGGUGUCCAAGACCAAACAGAUGGCGAGCGGUUUACGUUGAAUCAAUCGCCAACGAGCUCCAGAAAGUCCUGCAACUGCUGACGAAUAGGUUCGCCGAACUCAAGUUCGAACUUUUGGUCACGACAUUCCACUCGUCAAUCCCAGUGUGUCUUCAUGGAUGCCAUGAGUAUCAUCAUGAUGUCUUACGCCUUGCCAUUCUUCGCAGUAGAAAACGUUUGCUUGUCUUCUCAAGUGAGAAACUAUUCGACAUUGUUCUUUUGAACGUAACUCGGGCCUAUCAAUUUCACUCGUUUGAUAUCUUCGAACAAUUUUCUAAAUAGCUUUAUAAAUGUACAGCAUAAGGCAGCCAUAGUUUAAGGAUAAUAGCUUAACGAAGUUUUAGAUAUUCCUAAAAGCAAUGCUUGAAAUGCAUUAACGAUUACGUUUUUAAAAAUUACAUUUCUUUUUAACAUAUUAAUGCGCCAUCGCAAUGAUGGAAUAGCGAUUCCGGAGUGACUCGAAAUCGAUUUUGCCUUAUAGUAUCGCGAUAUACCACGUACGUUUAUAAACAUAUUUUAUAUUAUUUCUAUGACAAUUGUAUUUUAUAUUAUGACGUGUAUUUUGCAUUUAUAUUACACUUGCAAUUAAAAGUCUCGAUGUUGAUCAUGCGAAUGCGAAAAGCUUCCAUUUCUGCAUCUAUUUAAAUUUUCUCUUCAUAUAAAAACUUGUUUUAAUUCCAAUAUUACCCAUGUACGUGUAUUCAGGUAUUGAAUUAAUACAAGUAGAUUUAUACAAUAUCAUUUAUAUCCCGCUCGAAACCGUGUGAGUGAUUACUACUUGUAAUUGUUCUCGUGCUGUUAAUAGCAAGAAUAUUAUACAUUAUUGUUGUACAGUAAAAAUUCCUGAUAUUUAUUGUUACUUUGUUCAUACAUAUACGAUGUGAAUUUGAUAAAGAGAAACAUGUCAUAUGUUUUUAAUUAUCUUGUUGUUGAGCCGCCAAUAACAUAUCCGUACUUCCACUGAUUAUGCAUUUCCCUGUUUCUCUUACUGAUUAAAUUCAACUGUCGACAAUGUUGUGCCUUCGUUCGCACAAUCGCAGUUAAUUACUCGAGGCAGCUGAUUGUAAUUAGAGCGUCAUGUUGCGUCCAACGACCGUUUUACAUAAUGUACGUUUCAAUAGAUUUAUCGAUAGCGUUACAGCGUGCGGAGUAAAAUCCAGGACAAAAAUAAAGCAGCGAAUAUGAAAACUCAGGAUCGUUAGCGAGCGAUGCAUUGUUCUCGAUUCCAGAAUGCAGGAGGAUGCAGAUGCAUGCGUAAUGUUCUUGAUUUAUGUAGGUUUACGUACGGGAGGAUACGCGAAUUAGCGAGUAAAGCAUGUACAUCGACAGAACUAUGUAUGUACGUAUACUUUACUGUAAAUAAUUCUCAGAUUUUACAUGCUAUUGACUUUUCUCACAUUUUUCGAGCGACGUGCGCUCGCAUGCGUUUGCACUUUUAUAUAAUACGAUUUGUAUAAUGCGGCGCGUAUCGUUAUCGCAGAGAAAAUUGUAGAUAUAUAUAUAUUAUAUGUUAUUGUUUGCGGAUAAUUAUGAACUUGCUAUUAAUAUUUAAUAAUAAUAAUAGCAACACACCCCUGUAUAGUUCUCUAAUUCUUUUUGUAUAGAGGCAAUAACAUAGAUGCGACGCAAUAUUUAAUUGUAUUAAAUUGAUUUAUAUC
Ooceraea biroi (clonal raider ant) is the source of this 9227-nucleotide messenger RNA. It is a transcript of the gene Rab32, whose product is annotated as RAS oncogene family member Rab32. Gene Ontology annotation, biological process: endosome to lysosome transport; phagosome-lysosome fusion. The record is from RefSeq and is a predicted model, not a curated record. Gene Ontology annotation, molecular function: GTPase activity; GTP binding. Gene Ontology annotation, cellular component: late endosome; lysosome; Golgi apparatus. Lineage: Eukaryota; Metazoa; Arthropoda; Insecta; Hymenoptera; Formicidae.